Messenger RNA from Achroia grisella, 1877 nucleotides. RefSeq lists its product as uncharacterized. NCBI's taxonomy places the organism in Eukaryota, Metazoa, Arthropoda, Insecta, Lepidoptera, Pyralidae. Bases 125 to 1258 code for a protein of 377 amino acids. The record is from RefSeq and is a predicted model, not a curated record. The transcript is spliced from 4 exons.
AGAAAACAAUGUCACGGCCCUGACAGUCAGUAUUAAAGAUGUCUUGAUUAUAGAUAAUCACGCAAAGGAUUGGUUGUUUGGGAUGUAAUCAAAAUCAGUUGUGAAAAUAUGAUUUGUUUUGAAAAUGAAUAGAAAUCAACGCAGAUUCGGUAGGCUUCCUCCGAAACGGAACGAUAACGAAGGGAAAGUGAAGGUUUCUAAGACUAAACAUGGUCCUGAGUUGGAAGAGGUCCUAUCUCCGAAGAGAAAACGGAUUUUCUGUAAUACAGAGAAACCUACGAAUGAUAGGUGCUGCUACUUCAGUCCGGAUCAGAGAGACUUUGGUCAGCUGACGGAAACUGAUCGAAGGAGUGACAAGCAGUACAGCUUUUAUCCUGAGAAACUUGACGAUAUUGGUCUGGUGAAGCAACUGGAAAACAUUAUAAAUAAUAAAAAACUUGAGAACAGUUCUCAAUAUGCAAAUUCAGAGAAAAAACCCGCGGUUCCUGCUUAUGUUAAGACUACAGAUGGAUCUCAUUGGCAGAAUAUAAAUAGCACUAAUGAACUUGAUAAAUUCAUACACGAGAAAGAAAAAGUUAUACCAAAACAGUCGUUACAAAGCAUCCACAUAUCUGAAGUUCCACGAAUAAAGAUAAUUGCAGAGAAGUUCUCGAAGUGUAAGACGAAUAAUAUAGAAUUGAGGAAACUGGAUGAGAAGGUGGUGUGCGUGGAAUACGACAUUUACACAGGAAACAAUAUGCUGAAGCCACGGCAGACUAUGCGAGCAUUCUUCUCCAUAAAACCGGCAUGUAUAAACCAAGAAGAGAAAGAAAACGCAGUACCCUCAACAAUACCUUCAAAGAUAAAGCACACGUUCAAUAUAGCAGACGAAGAUUUAAAACACUUGAACGACAAAGAAAUAGAAAUGAUUGACGGAAACAUAGUCGAGAACAAAUCUUACUUGGACGAUCUGAAAAGAAUAUUAAAGCGUAAUCAAGUGACAAUGGCGAAAAAGAGCAAACCCUCGUUAGAUUUGAGGUCUUUGUACGAAAUGGCAAAAAAGCAAAUCAUUCCUUUAACAGACUUUACAAAUAGUAAUCUCCUAUCGAGCGCCGAAUUGGAAGAGAUAAAAGAUUUGAUUUUAAGAAACUGUACGUCAAGUGUACAUGGCAUAAGGCGGCGGACAGUUAAGAGCGAUGCAGAAUCAGAAGUGUAUAAAGAAAUAGGGGUCCUGUCACGUAGCCUCAUAGCAGAGCUGAUGAGAGAGGAUAAGAAUUGAAAACACCGUCACAGCUUUUAUUAGCCCAUUCCUUCCCACUAUCCUAUUUUUAGGACACUACAUUUAAUUUUUUUUUCCCAACAAACUAUGUAUUUAUACUAUAGAUACUAAUGAAAUUUGUAUUUUAAAAUAUUUUUUUUUGUAGUAAUACAUAUUUACGUCAUUUUAAUACAUAUUAUAACUUUUUUUAAUGUAUUAAGACCUUAAUCCUAUUACAUAGAUGCUUGGAAAGUAAUGGGUUAACCUAUAAGUAAUAUUGGCAUCAACAAAAAUAGAACUGUAAUAGCAACUGGUACAAAUUGACUGGUGGAGUAAAAGUACUGGUAAAACUAUAGUAAAUAAAUAAUUUCAGUUAUAUAUAUAUCCAACAACAGCUGAGUUUCUUAUCAAUUCUUAGAAUGCACUCCGGACGAUAUGAGUCUGUAACUUUCUGUGCUGAAAAAGCAGCAGUUACCUUUAAAAUUUGGAAUUGUCAUUUGUAAAUGCGAUCUUUUCUAUCGUUAAAAUACCUUUGUUUACCAUAAAAUUGUUCGUGUUAGGACAAUAUAACUAUUAUGUAUUAAAUACGAAAGUUUAAAAGUAAGUUUGUCUUGUUAGUAACUGCCAAAAGUCAACAUGU